AACCAAACCCAGCGAAGAGAGUGUGGAGAGCAAGCAAGCAGAGCGGCCAGGCUACUUCGCUCCACACUGUCUCCGGCUACAGACUCCCGCCGCCGCCGUCGCAUUUCUGUUCCCUCUGAUCCUCCUCCUUCAUCUUGAUCUUGAUCUUCCUGGUCUCCGUCCUCAAUCCUCUCCCACCACCUCCCCCCCCCCGUAUUCUCGCUCAGGAAUUUCGCCCCCCAACCCCAGUCCUACCUACGCUACCGGCACCCUUCAUCCUGCUUGGACCUGGCUUCGUCCUGCUCUGCCCUGCCCACAACCACCAUCCACCGUCACCACCACAACCUCGACGGAUACUCACCACCCCUCCGGCUAUUUUCGAUCUCCAACAAGCGGCGGCCCACCUCCAGAGCUCAAGGAGCGGUUAUCUUAAAAGCGUUUCCUCCUUCGCUCUCUCGCCCUUAACGCUGAGGUAACGCGAUUCCCCUCCGCUUUGCCCUCUCUCCAGUGAUGAACGACCAACUGACUAACCUCCUGCAGAAUUUGAGAUCCGGAGAACUUGUGACCGCUUCCCUUCCGCCGCGAUACUCCAAGUGCCAAAAUAUCGGCCUCGUUCCCACUUGGCCAUUUAAUCUUCUCGCAACCCCCCAUUGCCCGCUCCACUUCUGCCGGCCGCUCCGUUUGGUUCGUCAUCAUCGUCAGUUGCGAGGGUUCAACCGACGACGGCGUUGAAUCAUCGGGACUGCCACACCUCAAAUUCCAGGACGCUUGAUUUGAACUGGAAAUGUCUACUCCCUCCACCGCUUCAGCCGUCCUACCGCCCCUCAGUCACUAUCGCUACGACUACACCCGAGAUCACCAUCGCGUUCUCCACCCUCCUGCCCACGCUCAUCUCUUGAAUCGUACACAUCUCGCCAGUCCUAUUUACCACUCUCCCGUGCCUGUGACAACCGCCUCGACCCCUACCAACUCUUCUUUUUCUUCGUCGACCAUCUCGGCUAUGGCUUCUUCCAGGGCCCAGCCUUCGGCGAAGAGAAAUCGUAAUCGGACCCCUAACUGGGAAGACUUCUACAAGAACGGGCUCCCCAAGGAGGUUAUUGUCAUUGACGAUUCUCCCCCGCCGGAGUCGGGCCACCCAGGUGCCAACACCAACAGCAAACACUCGCAACCAUCCACCUCAUCCCGUGCAAUAGCAACCAAUGGACAUCAAUAUCCUUCUACAAAUAACAUUGCUGGAGGUGCACAUGGCCCCCGCCACGCCGACAAGAAGCGAAAGGUUCAGACAUCGCAAUACGAGCCUUCAUAUGCCGGCCAGCAUCAGCACUCUUACUCUUCAACACAGACUCCCCAUGCUAAUUUUGGGUCUCCCACCACCGUUUCCGCUAAUUCCAGUACAGUAAGUGUCAAUGGUAAUUCAACUGCUGGUACAUCGCUUGGAUCGAACAUUGGAGUAGGGCCUCCCUAUUCUGGGGCAUCAUUAGCUUCGAUCAAUGGCCAGAAGCGAAAGAGAGUAACAAGGGCCAGCCAAGCAGCAGCAGCGGCUGCAAACAGCGGGUUGGAUCCUUAUUCUAGCUAUCACCCUCCUCCAAGGCCUCCUAUCAAGGCGAAGGAUGUGUACGUCCAGCCAAUUCCAGAUGUAAGCGAGGAACCCUCUACUCCAGUGCUAUUAUUGCAUGCCUUCAUUGGGGCCAUGCCCUUACUAACAUACCUACUCCCUUUAGCCCGGCAGACAUCCAACCGGGAGGGUGGACGAUGAUGAUGGUCACUAUAUUAUCAAUCUAGAGACCGAUUUGACACCACGAUGUAAGCUGCAUCCUUCUGAACUAAAUUGUAUGAGGCCUUGACUGAUUCUCAUAUCCUGCCCCCAGACCGAAUUACCAAACAACUUGGCCAAGGAACUUUUGGCAAGGUUGUAGAGGCAUAUGAUCGUAUCAAGAAGACUAAAUGUGCUAUCAAGGUCAUCAGAUCAGUUCAGAAGUACCGGGAUGCGUCCCGAAUUGAGUUAAGAGUACUUGCGACCUUAUCAUGCAAUGACAAGGAAAAUAGGAAUAAGUGCAUCCAUUUGAGAGAUUGCUUUGACUACCGCAAUCACAUAUGUACGCCCGUCCCACUUGAAAUUGUGUUCGUCUUUGGAUAUGGGGUGUGGGAUUGACGGUUAUAUGAUUGCCAGGUAUCGUCACCGAUUUGCUCGGGAUGAGCGUAUUCGACUUUUUGAAGGGAAAUUCAUUUGCACCAUUUCCGAACAGUCAAAUCCAGAACUUUGCUCGCCAGUUGUUGACUAGCGUCGCAUGUGAGUGUAUUCCUGGCUAGAUACCCUAAAAACUUUCUCGGGGGGGUUUUUUCUUUCUCUCUUACUAAUUUUCGAAGUUCUUCACGAUCUGAACCUCAUUCAUACCGAUCUCAAACCAGAAAAUAUUCUCCUUGUCCACAAUUCCUUCCAAACAUUUAAUUACAACAGGGCUAUACCCUCCUCUUCCACAACUACCCAAAGGCAGGGCCGGACCCGCCGUGUUCUCUUAGACACGGAUAUUCGUCUAAUCGAUUUCGGAUCCGCUACGUUUGAUGAUGAAUACCAUUCGAGUGUGGUUUCCACUCGUCAUUACCGUGCACCCGAAAUCAUACUGGGCUUGGGUUGGAGUUUCCCGUGUGAUCUCUGGAGUAUCGGAUGUAUCCUGGUAGAGUUCUACACUGGCGACGCUCUUUUUCAAACUCAUGACAAUCUUGAGCAUUUGGCAAUGAUGCAGGCUGUUGUUGGACAAAAGAUCGAUACAAGGCUUAUCAGAGCAGUAGCAGGGACUUCAAGAACAGUGUCCAAUGCGGUUUCAAGGUGCGCCAACCUUGACUUGAAGUGGUGCUGUGGGAAUUGCGCUGAUACAGGUGGGCAGAUAUUUCAAAGGAACCCGACUUGACUAUCCCAACGACGAGACAACUAGAGCUAGUAAAAAAUAUGUUCACGCUAUGAAGCUUCUUCCGGUAGGGAUCACUAUUGAUAAAUUUUUUGAACGCUGUAUACCGAUAAUAUACAUAUAGGAUAUCAUCCAACCAAACACGAAUUUCAACAAGCAGUUUUUCGAUCUUCUCAAGAGGAUAUUCGUCUACGACCCCAACAAGCGUAUCACUGCCAAGGAAGCGUUGAAGCACCCGUGGUUCCGCGAGGUUGUUCAGGAUGAGGGAACUGAAGCCACAAAGUUGAGACUGGAGAGACAGGCGGAGCGGAUGGCAGCAGCGACAUUAUCACGCGGAGAGGGGUACUGAUAAUAGCUGCCAUGCAUGCGCACUUUGCGCCUGACGUCGAUGGAAAAGGAUAUCUUUACCACCUUUAUUCCGCUGGAAACUUUGCAAUGAAAUGACUACAGCAGCCCCCGAUUGCCAACAUUGCUCACAGUUUAUAUUUCUUAGCCAAAUCUUCUCCUUUGCUUUUUGUUUGUGGAUAGGCUGGUGGACGGUUUCAUUUUGGGUUCUCCUUGCAUGGAAUUUCAUCGGAUAGAUCAUAUUGUUUCACUAUAUCAGGGGUUGUCUAAUUUGCUGUCCCUUUAGCUUUUCCUGUUUCCCUUUCCUGCUUGCCUCGGCGAUGGGGGGUUGCCUUGAAACCCUUCAUGGAGCCUCCCAGCAGAGUACUGGCUCCAGACCAGUCUUCAUGAUUAGCAGAUGAAAGGAGGAGGCACUUUGUUCAGUAACGAUGGGUAUGCAGUGAAUGGUGCAUAUAUUCUUAGGAAUUGGGGGGCGGGGUAAACGGCGUAUCUUCUUCGGUGUCUCUCGUUGGUCAUAGGUCUCGAAUGUCUGGGUUUGUAUGAAAGGGGGGGAUUUGAGCUUUCUCUUUUGUUUUCCCACUACCCUUUAUCUUCUGUUCUUUUCCUGCUUUAUUUUAUUUUCUAGCUCUUUCUGUCUGGUGUUAAUCUUUUCUCUCUCUCCUGCUACCUACCCGUAUUGUUCAUAAUUUGUGAAUGUGGAUGCAGUGCCCCAGGGUGAAUCUUGAUUCCAGGGCCGGGGGGGGAUAUCGCAUUUGUUACGGCAGAUCAUAUUCGUCGAAUCUAUGAUUGGCCUCCUUUUCAUUUUUUACCUUCCGGGUAUCUCUUUUCCUUUUCUCUCAUCCAUUACUUUACCGCGUCCCGUCUCGCCUUGUCUGUCGCGCACCGGUAUAUAUAAAUGGGGGGGAAAAAACUGAGGAUCAACUAGGUUUUCUUUUCUUCCUCUCCUUCAGAUGGCUCGAUAAUUCCCUCUGGCUAUUCUUUUGCCCCGUGUCGCUCUUACCCCUUUCUGUACUAAAAGGAUUUUCUUUUCUUUUCUUUUCUUGCCCUACAGGAGUUCAGGAACGGUUUUGCGGUGAUGAAUUCCACUUUUCUCCUUCAUGUUUCUUUUGCAGCGGUCCUUUUUCCCUGAUAUCCCCGGCUUUCUUCAUACACAUGAUACAGUAGUCUAGUCUAAUCUCUACCUACCUACCCGCCUAACUUACUUGCGCUAACUGUUUGUCUGGUAGAACAAUAUUUUACUCGCACACAAGGAUUUAUCUGUUAGUCUACUCUGUCGUGCUAGAUUGUGGGAUGGUUGUUGCGAACGAUCGAGAUGAGAAACACCCAAGUCCCACGAUGACGGAUGGAUCGUCGGUUAUUCACACUUUUGAUAGGCUCUAUCCAUCCUACUAACCCCAUGAUCGCCACAGAUAGAAUAACUCAUGAUACCGCACAACGUGACACCCUUCCUCAAUAUCCCGCUUCGCGGACAGGACCGGUCACUAUUGUUAGUCCGGGGCACGUGCAAUACGAGCAGCCUACCAGCACAGUACGAUACAUAAGUCAAGCUGGAAGCAUUCUAGUCGUCCCCGCGUUCCCGGCCGCGUGGAAUAGACGAUACCGUACUCGAGUGCGGUAUGUAAUUUAUGCAGGGAAAUCGAGCCCACGAGAGGUCGUAAGUCGAGUGAUAAUCAAUGACCGCUACGUUGGAUCUCGUUUUCAGUCACUCGGGUUCCCAGUCUCGCUAGGGUACAGUGUCCAACUUGUACGAUCUUGAUGACAAAAUUCGUGCCCCCCCCCCCCAUUUUACACCCAAAACGGUCAUUUUCAGCUUGCAAAAGAAUAUUAAAAUUCCCCAGAGCCCUUAGAGCUACCCGGAUAUUCUCAUUUAUAAUAUGUGACAAGCCCCGUUAUUUGGUGCCCAUAGCUCAAUGCCAGAAACAAUGUCAGCAGGCAAAAGGUAGUUUUAGAUUUUACGAGUUUCCCAUGCAAAAGGUAUCAUACAUUGCAACACGGUCCAAUCCAGACUCCAAGCCCCCGGCCCCUAUAACGAAAGUGGGAAAAUUCUUCCCUAAUUUUUACUUGGGAAGCCUAGGGAAUUCUACUUACACUAUAGCAUUGAUUUGAUUAACUCUAUGAUAUAUUACGUCGAGGCGAGUUGGGAGUGUUUAAAAUCAGCCGUCCUCGAUGCAAAAUGUGAUGGUAGUGGUGGACUCGCACAGCCCUGUGGUCGGUCGGUUCGGAGGUAUGCUAUACUCGUACUAUAGAGAAGUGUUCGUGCUUUCCUUCCAUGGAAGGUGGCUAGCUAUUUAAACAUACAAUAACAUAACAUAACUUAUUACACAUAUCCCCACACAUAUCGUACCCGUGUUCCUGCGCUCCCAACACUACCACGGCACUCUAGCCACCGUACCGGUACCAACCCCCCCAUACUAUCAAAAUCGAGGGAGUGGAAGGUGGGUGGGUCACGAAUUCUAUCACCAAGAUCGUACUCGAGAACCAUAGUGUACAGUACAGUACAGCACAGUACAGUACGGGUAGUAGUCUUAGACUACCCAACACCCCAGUACAAAUUCCAGACGCCAGAAACCUAUAAUAAUACCACCACCGACCACCACCGUUAUAAUAUCACAUCACACAGUGUAUUUCCUCCC
Tuber aestivum (summer truffle) is the source of this 5863-nucleotide messenger RNA. Lineage: Eukaryota; Fungi; Ascomycota; Pezizomycetes; Pezizales; Tuberaceae. The record is from the annotation of a GenBank genome assembly.